AUGACCAGAGACCGCUACCUCAAAUUAUUACAGAUGUUACACUUCACCCAUACGGUCGAUCCUACGAACGAUCGUUUACACAAAAUACGGAACGUCAUUGAUAUAUUACGAACAAAAUUUAGUCAAGCAUUUCAACCUUAUGAACGUCUGUGCAUUGACGAAAGCUUGCUUUUAUAUAAAGGAAGGCUGUCUUUUAAACAGUACAUCCCGUCCAAAAGAAAUAGGUUCGGUGUAAAAUCCUUUAUUCUCAGCGAUUGUCAGACAGGAUUUGUACUAGAUUUACUUGUUUAUGCUGGAUCAUCUACAAUGGUACAUAGUGAAAAUCAGGAUAUUGGAAUAUCUGGCGCAAUAGUUGAAACACUCAUGAAACCGUAUCUUGGAAUGGGCCAUACACUUUAUGUGGACAAUUGGUAUUCAAGUCCUGCUUUAUUCAAUUUUCUACAUAAUAAUUGCACGAAUGCGUGCGGAACGGUUAGAAAACGGAGGAAGGGAAUGCCGAAAAUUGACGAACGGUUAAAAAGAGGAGAGGCAACAUUUCGAUCAUGCACUAAUUUAUUAGUCACAAAGUGGAUGGAUAAAAAAGAAGUAUAUAUGCUGUCUACCAUGCAUACGUCAGAAUUUGGAACAAUAAUCAAGCACGGAGGAAAGAAAGUUUUACUAAAACCUGUAUGCGUAUUGGAUUAUAAUAACUCUAUGGGCGCAGUAGAUAAAGCAGACAUGGUCAUCAGCACGGUAAAUUCCACACGCAAAACCUUAAAAUGGUACCGCAAAUUUUUCUUCCACUUGUUGGACAUUUGCGUGUGGAAUGCCUAUUGCCUUUACAAAGACAAAAUGAAAGAACCGAUAUCCAUGGCAAAAUUCCAAUUACAGUUAAUCAGGGAAAUACUGGGAAAAUAUCACCAAGCUACAAAGCGUCAACAUUUAACAGGCAAUAAUCAUCCGGGAAGAUUAACGGAAAGACAUUUUCCUUCCGUUUACAAAUCGGCAGGGAAAAAUCGAAGUAGACGGUGCGUCGUUUGCAGUGCAAACGACAAAAGACAUGAAUCUAAGUAUGAGUGCAAAGACUGUAAUGUGGACUCACAAUAUGCACAGUUUGCGGAGAAGCUCUCCGUUCAGUGGCGCUACUCCGACGGCGCGGUGCCCCGUUUGGUGGCGUUAUUCCAGCGGAGCGGAAUGCCGUAA
This is a messenger RNA of Cataglyphis hispanica, 1182 nucleotides long. Its product is annotated as piggyBac transposable element-derived protein 4-like. Lineage: Eukaryota; Metazoa; Arthropoda; Insecta; Hymenoptera; Formicidae. The record is from RefSeq and is a predicted model, not a curated record. Bases 1 to 1182 code for a protein of 393 amino acids. The transcript is spliced from 2 exons.